UUUUUUGAUUUUUCGAGACAGGGUUUCUCUGUGUAACUUUGCACCUUUCCUGGAUCUCACUCUGUAGCCAAGGCUGGCCUCGAACUCACAGAGAUCCACUUGCCUCUGCCUCCCAAGUGCUGGGAUUAAAGGCGUGCGCCACCACCGCCGGGCAAUUGUCCACAUUUUAUGCCUAGGAGGCCAAUAAGAAAUGCAAAAUGGCUCCCUGCUAGAGGUUUGUGGAGUAUCUGAGGUGUUCCUGAGGGAUAGUGGCCAUAGUGGGCCAGAGCCACAAGCUAAGCUUGGCAAAAGGGGCUGCUGAAUUGCCCAGCAGGCCAUGGAGAUGGUUGGGAAUGCACAGUGGGCUAAGAGGCAAAGGACACUGACUCUGAUCCUUCUGGCCUUCGGGCUGUCCACAGUCACUGGAGAUGUGGUCCCUAGCCAUAUGUGUUCCUGGAACCUAACUACUUCAAAAUGGCAGGGCUCUAGGAGUAUGAGCCUGGUGUAUGCACAGUGGUAGCUGUCAGCUGUCAGGAAUGGCGGCAGAGAGAUGGCAGGGAGUGGGUGGUAAGGCUGCCAGUUAGUAGCGGAGACAGUUUCUAAAGUCACUGACUUAAAUGCAUGAAAUAGGCAGUUGACUCUCCUCUGCUUUAUUAGAAGUGUCCCCAUUUUCUUUACAUUUCCUUCUUACAGAUCAUGCUUGUUUCUAACUUAGAUGGAUUCUUUCCCUAUUUACAUUCUGUUUGUGCCACUUGCAUGGUUAAUUUCUGCCAUAACCUAAGUUCAUGCCUAUCAGAUGUCUGUCAUUGUCUCAGUUUUCAUGGCUGUUUUAAAGUCUACUGAAUGAUGAUUUUUAAUAAAACUAAGAGGUGUUGCGUUCAUCUUACAAAGCCAUAAGGGAUAGGAGGUGAGCCUAGCAGGUACAGAUGUGGAGUGGGGAUGUAAAGAACUGUUUCCUAAAGCUCUGGGGUUCCUGGGUUUCUUGAGUCCCUAAAGACUAUAUUACAGGCUUUCAAUACUAAGUGGCAAUAGUGGGGGGGGGGGCGGGUAGGGAGCAUGGUGAGAUGAGGCCUCUAGAUGGGGCCCCUAGAAGGACUCCGUGGCCAUCACCUCCCACUGCAUGCUUCUGCUGCAUGCGCCUGGUGAUGAGUGUCACAGCUUUUCACAGUGGAACUGACCACAGCUGCACUAGGGUUUGUGGUGAGUUGAAGCCUUGCAGGCAGGUGGGACAGGAAGAGUGAAGGUGAGUUCUGCCCAGCAGUGGAACUUGGACCAGAUCGGAGUCUGUAGAUCAGGGACCCUGAGCACAGGUCAGGCCUGGAGUACCUGGCUCACCUGCUGCCUGGCUGGCAGGUGGAAGGGGGUUGAUCUCCUUCAGACCUUCAGGGCUUUGUGAGGUUUUGUUGCUGCCCUCCCCCUGCUGUUUGGGGGUGUUUAAUUUCUGAUAUAAAUUAUGUCAUCCCUGCUGAAGAGCAGUAAGUGGGAUUUUUCUUUGCUAUGCAGGUUGAUUAAUUCCGGUCUAGAAAUCUGAGAUGGAAAAUGCUCCAAAAGGCAAAACUUUGGAGCACCGUGAUGCCCUGUGUAGAGAAGUCCACACCUGAGCUCCUGUGAUCAUUUACAUUCAGAAUGCAGGCGCACUAAAAACCCUGUAAAAGUUACCUUCGCCUAGGUGUAUAAAGAACAACAUAUAAAUGAAUUUCUUGUUUAGAUCUGAGGGCCAUCUCUAAAAUAAUUCAUUAUGUACAUGAGAACAUUCAAAAUCAAAUAUUCAAAAUACAUCUGACCCCAAGGAUUUGGGGAAAGAGUAGUAGACCUUGGUAACGGGCUGGUUUUCUUAGUAACUUGAUGUCCCCCUCUCAGUGCCCCGGUGCUGGAGUCCCAGCUUCUCAGACAGUCACUUAGUAACCGACACAGCAGAUAGGGCUGGCUGGGUACUAAGGGACGGAGUUUCGUCUUUCCUAGUUACACCUGUGGUGACCUUGUUUCCAAAAUGGUGCUGGUGGCACACCUUCCUGGGCACCCAGGCACUGUCCCAGUACCCGCUGCACCCAGGCCAGAUCCCGCCCAUGUCUGCACUGCCCGCUCCUGGUGUUUACCAGGAGACGCAUGUGGCUCCCUGAGCUAAGGGACAGUUUGGGUGGGCCAUGUUGGCCGGGAUGCAGCCAACCCCCCCGGAGACUGUGCCCACAGGUGCCCAUCAGCUUCAAGGACUUGGCCGUGCGGUUCUCUGAAGAGGAGUGGCGGCUCCUGCAGGAGGGGCAGCGGGAGUUCUACAGAGACGUGAUGCGGGAAAACUACGAGACGUUGGUGUCUGUGGGGACCUCUGAGCUGCUUCCUCUCUCUGCUUUCCUGUCACCCACAGAGCCUGGAGGAGCCACCGCAGGAGAGGGCCACCAUGAUAAGGGACAGGAACCCCCACUGGAGCGUGGUGCCCAGGGAGGGCAGCCCCAGCAGAGCCUACACCUCACCGCCUUAGUGCAGCUGGUGAAGGAGAUUCCAGAGUUCUUGUUUGGAGAAGUGAAGGGCACUGAGGACUACUCUGAGAGUGGGAGCACCAGUCUGGAUGGGGAGCGAGCGAGCCCUGAGGUAGCUGGGGCUGUGGAAACUUACCCUCCCCGAGGCCUGCUUCGUUCUCUUCCGGAGAGCCCUGCAAGCCACCCCAGCCUGGCCACCACACCCACAGGCAGCUCAUCUUCCAGUGGCCCUCCUGGAGACUGGGCCCAAGAAAGCCCCCUGCCUACCAUAGGAGCUACUGAUAAACCACUCUCCAUAGAGAAGGAAGGUUUAGGAGCCUCAGGAGAGACUUCCAUUCAUUCCACUCGAAGCCUGGACCAGAGCAAGAGCCACCUAAGACAAGAUAGAGGCAGCAUAGGAACAGGAACCUGUCCUGAGAACAGUCCCUUGCAAGGCCUCAUCAACUGUCUGAAGGAGAUCCUUGUGCCUGGGCCCCAGCACCGUGGGACAGCCGCAGACUUGCCAGCUUCUCUGCCUGGCCUGAGUGUGCUGAAGCAGAGCAGAGCUGAGGUGGAGCCAGGGAGCCUGCCCUGCCCGGUGAAGACAGAGGCAAUAUCCGGGGAUUGUCCCCUUCAGGGCCUGCUGAACUGUCUGAAGGAGAUCCCAGAAGCCCCAGACAGGCGUCCCAGCCCCUCAGGAGCAGGGGACCUGCAGCUGCAGGAAGAUCCAGGGAAAAGGAAUUCUGGAGGGAUGAGAUGCCCCCAGACUCCUCCUCUCCGCCGUAGUCAAGGAGCUGGAAGUAUGCUUGCCGUGGUGAAGGUAGAAGAUGGCUGGGUCCAGAGUCCCCCAGUGCCAGCAUCUUGCCAGCUUAGCAGGCAAGGCCACGGUCCCUAUUUCACUGGAGAUAGCAGAGAGGUCCGUGUGCCCCGCUGGGGCCCCAUGACUCUUGCCGGCAGGGCCUCAAGCUCACCCCUAGAAGCUCUGGAGGCCUGUCUGAAGGGCAUUCCUCCAGGUGGGUCAUCACCUCUUCAGCCGCUAGCCACCUCAUGGUCCAGAAGUCCCCAGCCAGGAGAUGCUGGCUCUCAGAGACUUGAGCUACAGCCACAAGGAUCUCAGAGUGCAGAUGCUUCGAGAGAGCCACUUCUGCCUCUGAGCUUGCGGGGCUGCAUGAGAGAGGGACCUGGGAUUCAGUCCUCUGGCUCCCAGGGUACCCCUACCAGCUUCUCCUCAGCCAGCAGCAGUGAUGGGGAUCUGGAUUUCAGGAGCCCCAGGAGCAGUCAGGGGCAACGGCUUGGGAAAGGGCAGAAGAAAUGGCUCCCCGGAUUCACAGAGCACUGGCUACCCAUCCAAGACUGUUCAUGUUUGACUACAGGAUAUCUACCAGGACACUCUCCACUGCAAGGCCUGGAGAACUGUCUAAGAGAGAUCCCUAUUCCCAGGCCACAGGCUGCCUGGCCUUGCUCCUUGGCUGCAGACAGGGGGUUGAAGAGAACAGAGCCCAGGAACUGGACUGCGGACACAGAAGGACCGAGGGGCGAGGCCUGUGAGCCACCCCACCUUGGACAGGGUCGGGGAGAAGUGCCCAGCAGGAGUCUCCGUCUAGGCAGUCCACAGACCUGCGCCCCCACCUGCCACCAAGUGACUGCCAGGCCAGGACCGUGGCAAUGGCCGAAAGAUGAGACAGCCACCAUGCCCUCCCCUCUACACUGCCUGGAGAGCUCUCUGAGGGGGAUCUUGCCCGUGAGACCCCUGCGUUUCACCUGUGUGACUGGUCCUGACCCCAGUCCCAGCCCCUGCUCCAGCUCCAGCUUCAGCAGCUCUGAUGGAGAAGACCUAAGGCCAGAUCCUACAUUCUGGCAGCCACCCCUCCAGAAGAAAGACCACCUCCCCUCCGGCAAGGGUCCUGUCCCUCUGUGCCCUGUCCCUGGAACAUUCCCAGGGAUCAACAACAAUAGCUGUCUUGCUGAAGACCCUGACAGAACAGAGUCCAGGGACUGCAGCAGCCUCAGUACAGGAAGAGCAGAAGGGACAGGAGUCAAGACCCAGUCACCCAGAAGAGAAGGAGCUGCAGAGCACACAUGCCAGCCUGGCCCUGUCAGCAGCGCUGAAGUAAAAGGAGGAGGAGAAAGAGGAGAGGUAACCGGGUGCCCGUGGCCUGCCUCUCAGCUGGAAGAAAGGCCUGAGCCCAAGGGUGCUGAAGACACCAGUGACCUGGAGCCUGGACAUGGGCAACCCAGUGCCACAGCCAGGACUCAAGGGAAGCUGCUCUCUGGGGACCCUCCGGAGCCACCUAGCAAGUCUCCCCUUCCCACAACUGUCUUGUCAAAGUGGCCACCCACGUCUUUCCAGACACCAUGCCCCUGUGGCAGAUUCCUGCAGCAGGAGCUACACAGCCUUGGUACUGCCCUCACGGACAAGCUGGAUCAGCUUGCAUCAGCCUUGGCAGGCCUGACUCAGGAAGUGGCCACCAUGAGGACCCAGAUGGACCGGCUGAGAAGGCGCCCACAGAGCCUUGGACCAAAAGGCCAGGCUUCCUGGCGGUUGACCCUCCCCCAGAGACCUCGCUGGGCCAACAGACUGGACCACAGACACCUACCCUACUGGAGGCAGAAGGGCCCCAGCAGGCCCAGACCAAAGAUCCUGCGGGCCCAGGCAGAAGGCUGCAAGGCUGGGGAUCGCCCAGGACUCUCUAGAGGAAAGGGCAGUUUGGUGCCUCAGCUGCCUCCAGACGGUUCCUUGGGAGAAUCUUCCAGGCCCACGGGUAGCUCAUCCCAGCAGAUCUCCUCAGCACCUGGAGGCCACACUGUGCUGACUGCACACCCCCUUCUGGAACACAUCGGAUGCCACCAGAAUUCCCCCUCCCCUUCAGUGCCUACUGCCUCAGUCCCCCUUGUGGCCUCACCAGCAACCAGUGCAGACACAGAACCUCAGGCUGCUGGAGUGGCAGCACCCAGCAUUCCAAACCAGCACAAGGAACCUAACAGCCGGCUAGGGGGAGCCCUCAGCAAAGACCUCUGGGGAGGUGACCACAGGGAUCCGAGGUGGGGGGCCCAUUAACUGUACUGUCCCUUUGCUCAGGCUUGCUGAGGAUGCUGGGUGGCCAGGAUGCCUGGUAGGACCCUCUGGGGUAAAACCAUCGCAGGCUGCCUGCUUCCCAGGGUGUACCCUCCUUACCUGCUCAGCGGCUCUGAUCACUGCUGCAAGUCUGGCCCUUUGCCUCUGCUGUACCAGGCCCCAUGUCUGCACAGAGCCACUGUAGAGGCUUUCCUCAGCCAUGCCUCCGGCUUUCUUGGCUCAGGUUCAGUCAGCCAGUUGCUCUUCCUCCUUAGCAGAGCCAUCUAGGUUCCAGGUGGGCGUCAUGCAUACCACAUAUGCACAGAGCCAGCUGCAGAGGGCACCAUGAAGGCACCUUAAUCUCCUGCUCCUGAUCUCAAGGACACUAAAAGGCCAGUCUUUGUCUGUCUAGAGUGAAUAUUCACAGAUCUCAUUUAGGGAGAGCCUGGCCUGUGGUCUAAGCUGAACUGACCCACAUGGAUUCUAAAAUUAAAUAUAUUAGCUGCUAAGAAAAGGCCAUUUGGCUUCAGUGGAAGAGUGCUCAGAGGGGACGGCACUCGGGCAUGGUUGCCUGGAUUGUCACCAGUACAGUGAGAACUAGGCAGCUUACGUUUCCCUCUUCCACACACACACACACACACACACCUCAAGAGAGCUGAGCAUGCGCAGUGAGGCUGGGCACAGACUGCCACAGGGUUCCUGGGGAGAGUACUGCACAUGUGCCAGUCUCCCAGGCUGUGUACAGAGUGUCACAGACUUAGUCUGGGCAGCUUAAAUCAGGGGUCCCAAAUCAAGGUCUUGUCAGGGUUGGUUCUGCAGAGGGUAUCUGGCUCCGUUGGAGGCUGUCUUCAUGCUCAUGGUAUCUUCUAUGAGUCUCUUCUCCAAAUGCCCCUCCUGCCAGGACACAGGAUGUUUGGGUUGGCACUCAUUCUCAUUUGAACUCAUCUUCGCUAAAGACUCUAAGGAACGUCACAUUCUGAAGUGCCAGGGGGCACAGCAUGGUCAGCCUUUCGACAUUAUGACAAAGUGUUGUCAUCUAGAAAGUUCACAUUCAAGAACCAGACAGUUGAGAUUAAAAACAAACAAACAAACAAAAA
Messenger RNA from Peromyscus californicus insignis, 6584 nucleotides. It is a transcript of the gene Krabd3, whose product is annotated as KRAB-A domain containing 1. Gene Ontology annotation, biological process: regulation of DNA-templated transcription. NCBI's taxonomy places the organism in Eukaryota, Metazoa, Chordata, Mammalia, Rodentia, Cricetidae. Bases 2086 to 5490 code for a protein of 1134 amino acids. The transcript has 17 exons. The record is from RefSeq and is a predicted model, not a curated record.